AUGGAAUCUGUCCCUUUGUUAACUGAACGUACAAUUGAACUUAUUAAAUUAAUUGAAUCAUUAAAUAUCGAACAAGACCUUGAACGUACUCGUGAUAAAUUAGACUCAUGGAAAAUGUCAAUGACCGAUUGUAUUUCAGAAAUUCACCGUCGUACAAAAAAUAAAAUACAGUCUAUGAUUAUCCGAUUAAAAACACUUAAAGACGAAAAAUUAAAAGAAUUAAAGAUUGAUUACGAACAAAAAUUACAAAAAUCAAUAUCAAGAAAACAGCCAUUAUAUCCUCAAGAGACAAAAGAUAUUCAAGACAAAUUGACCCGGAUGAAUAAUGAAGUCAAAAGAUUUGGAAAAUUACUCACUGAUUUAGAACAAGAUCAAUUAGAAUUACAAAAACCAUACAAACAAUUGCGUUCAAUUCAAAAAGAAAAUUCAAAUUUAGCACCACUAUUAAAUUCGACAGUAGGAAAAGAAUUUGAAUUAAAUAAUUUAAAAAUGUCGACAACCGCUGCCUAUCUGGCUACGUCUGACAAACAUAUACUUAUUGAAGAUAAUGAACAUGUGUUGUUGUUUGAUAAAGAUGUGAAAUUAAAAGAAUUUGAAUGGCGACAUGACAUACAUGGUGGAAAAAUAAAAGAUCUCUGUUGGUCACACCAUUUACAAGUUUUUUUUAUAUUAUCGGCACAAGAAUUUCAUACAUAUGAUCCAUUUACAUUUACAUUAGAAAAAAUUGAACAAAUUAAACCGUUCACAGGUACCCAUUUUCAAUCUGUUACGUGUUAUAGAAAUUCUGAUAUUUAUUUAUGUAGUGAAACAUCGUCAAAUAAAACUUAUGUAGAAAAAUGGUCAAUGCUAUCGUGUUCAAUGAUUCGUCGUUGGUGGUCCGAUAUAUUUGAAUUUGACGAUCAGUAUAUUUCAUGUUUAAGACAGAAUGAUAGUCAACUUGUGGCUUGUAUUCAAGACAAACAACAACAAUGGAGAUGUGAUCUGUUCGAUUUUGAGCUAAAACGUCUAGAACGUGGUCAAUUGCUCAAAAAUACCAUUGGUCGUACGUUUGUUUCUUCAUUAUUUGAUCAUCAAUGGUUAAUUAUAACUACAAAUGGUGGAGCAGUAUGGUUAAUGAGCGAACAAGGUCAAUUAAUUGAGCACAAAGAUAUGAAAAAAGAGCGGCAACUAAUACAAAAUGCAUCGAUGAUGGGAGAUACACUUCUUGUGCUGAAAAUGAUUGAACCAAAUGAAAUUAAAAUAUUGGAAUUAUAG
This is a messenger RNA of Didymodactylos carnosus, 1254 nucleotides long. The record is from the annotation of a GenBank genome assembly. Lineage: Eukaryota; Metazoa; Rotifera; Eurotatoria; Philodinida; Philodinidae.